Messenger RNA from Lingula anatina, 633 nucleotides. Its product is annotated as cubilin. The record is from RefSeq and is a predicted model, not a curated record. NCBI's taxonomy places the organism in Eukaryota, Metazoa, Brachiopoda, Lingulata, Lingulida, Lingulidae. Gene Ontology annotation, molecular function: calcium ion binding.
AUGACCUCACCAAUUAGUUAUGUAAAAAUUAACAAAGCUCAAGUAGAGGAUUUAGUUAGAAAGAACACAGCUGUUCAGAGCAGACUGAGUAAUGUGGAGAAUAGUGUUAGUACCAUCAACCAGAUCCAGAAUACUCUGAAUACUCUCUCCACACAAAUCACAGCUCUCUCCAGUAGGGUUGCUAACUUGGAAAGUAAUAGUGGGUCUCCAUCUCCAUCUGACUGCUGUAACACUGUUCCUGAUAGGGUGAGCACUCUAGAAACACAAGUACAACAACUACAGAGGUUACUGACCAGGAAUGAGUGUGCGUCGAACCCCUGUCAAAAUGGCGGCACAUGUGUGGACCUAUACAACGGCUAUACCUGUAGAUGUCCAUCUGCAUGGCAGGGCACGCGGUGUAAUGAGGAUGUCAAUGAGUGUGCCACACUGGCUGGAACUGACAUGGGAUGCCAGAAUGGGGCCACCUGUACUAAUACCAUUGGAAGCUUCAGGUGCACCUGUACUGCUAACUACCGUGGAAUUCGUUGUACAGAGACCCAUCAAGACUGCACGGGAGCCUCUGCCCAGGAACUCUGUGGACACGGAACCUGUGUCAAUGUACCAAGGACAAAUCCUAACUUGGUAGGUCAUUGA